Molecule: messenger RNA, 3667 nt
Organism: Anopheles gambiae (African malaria mosquito)
Lineage: Eukaryota; Metazoa; Arthropoda; Insecta; Diptera; Culicidae
Product: putative mediator of RNA polymerase II transcription subunit 26
Exons: 4
Coding region: 938-3586 (882 amino acids)
Source: RefSeq, a predicted model, not a curated record
AGUCAAUUGUCAAGGAAAAUCCUGAAUCUUCUAUUUCUGUGUGGAACAUUCCAUAAUGAUUAUCUCGUACGAGCUUAAAUGCAUUAAAUCAUCCUAAAUCAACCAAACAAAGACUGUCCCAUCUGAGUGUGUGAAUGGCAGGACCUGCUAGCACGGUCCAAAACGAUUGGAAGUCUCAAAGACCGAAAAUAGAUUUUCUCAAUCGAUGUCGACCCCCAAGCGUGCUCUCCUCACUUAUGAAUCGCUUCUGUCGCCCAAUCGGUCAUACAAUAGGGUCAUGGUUUGCGUGACUGACCCUACCUUUGUCUGUUGUGCCGAGGGGUGCGACGAAUAAUAACCCCACCUCAUUGUCUUAACCUGGUCGUCCUGGUCCGGUGAACUUGCACGUGCGUUUGGUAGUCGUGUCCUCGUUCGGUAGCGAGAGUGUUGCGUGUUUGAUCCCUGCCUCCCCUGCAUGUACACGUUCAAAUUAUCAUUUUUCAAGGAUAAAUUCUUGCAUUUUAUGUUUUGUCCGGAACUUCGUAACGACGACCCCUUUCGCCCGGUUCCGGUUCAAUCGCUGUUUGGUUCGUCCGUUGCCUCGUUGAAGACAAGGGUGGUGUGUGGGUCCGUAAUGUGUUGUCCUGUUUAUAACUUUGUUUAUUUCCCACAAGUCGAGAGAAACUAUUAUUGAUUUUCUUCAACUUUGCGGUAUUGUUCGCGUUUUUCUUUUUUACCCUAGCAGCAGCUGGUCUUGUUUGUUGACUGCUUCCCACGUUCACAGGACAGGCACAGCGACAAACAAAAGCUGCAGAUGCACCCGUGAGCUGUUCGAAACCGUUGCCAGUGGGUGAUUUGAAAUUGAUUGGCCAUUACACGAUCGUUUGCUUUUGUUGGCUGUGAAGUAUCAGUACAUUGCAGGAGUCGUACAUAGGUACUGGCAGGAAGGAACUGCACAAUGUAUUCUAGCACCGUUUCGGACGGCAAUGGAGCAUUGUUCCAUUGCUCGGAACUGACGCCACGUACACCCUAUCGGAGAGAGUUUGACGAGAUGGAAGCUCGCAUCCGGAAGUGUGAGCGACAGCGGGCAGAAUUGGAACGACAGUUCGAGGAGCUAAUGCGCGAACGGACCGAAUGCGAAAAGGCUACGGUGCGGGCGAUGAAGCAACGGCAACGCCGUCAGCAGGAGGCAGAACGACAGCGAGCCGAGCGGAACGAGAGCAUUCUUCGAAUGUUGAACAAGAUCGAUCAACAGGCGGCUUCGCUGGCGGCGAAAACGGAUCGAUUGAAGAUGUUAAAGACACAGUACGAAAUGUAUCUGAUGCGUACCUGGUCGACAUCUUCUGGACCGGCAUUACCGGCCGCUUACGGUGUUCCAAUGAUAACGGCUCCUCCAGCCAUGCUUACGCCACUGCCCCAAAGUCCAGCAAAAUCAUCAACGAAAUCAGAAUUUGUCCAAUACCUGUCCGACCUGACGCAUCAGCAAACGGCCAGCAUAAACCCAAUUCCACCACCGAUGGCUUUGAGUAACUACCUUGCAUCACAACAGAAACCGUACGGAAUGGCAUCUACCUACGGAACGUCACUAGAGCGUCCAUAUUCUAGAGCGUAUACUAGUAGUGCCCCAAUUGAGAAUGACUGUUUGAUGGUGAAUAGUGGUGCCGGAACGUCGCAAAGCACUACCGUCGGUGGUAUACAGGCGAAAAAGUUCGCAAUGUCCAACGAAGACUUUAUCCGCUACAUCGACAGUGAGGUACUGAAGGAACCAAUACCGACGGUUAGCAUCGUUGCACCUUCGCCCGUUGAAUCGGAUAAGGUAAAACAGUCUGGUGGAGCAUAUCUUGAAGAUGCCACUAUGAGUGAAGAUGAACCGGUAAGGGAAGUGGCGAAUAAGUUGGAAGAAUUCAGCAUUUUGGUAGAUCCAGACAUUAGGAAGGAUGUAACGGAGGAGCAUCCUAAAGAGGACAUUAAGGUGGUGGCAGAGAUGAUUGAAAGUGAUCAUCAAAAUAUGAAAACUCCUGAAACAAUUCAACAAGAGAAAAGAUCUAUAGAAUUACCUACAUUGGUUGAAUCUGUUAAGGACGACAAUGAAACGAAUGUAGAUAUUGAUUUCAAUGCGGGAAACAAAACAUUAGAUGAUAUGCCAGAUGAUCGUACACAUAACGAUAUUCAGGAGAUACUUCAGGAUUCUACAGCACCACCUGGUAAUGACGCUGUAGUUAAUGAAACUGCCAAUGAAGACUAUCAUCAGACAAUUCAUCAGGAAGAGUACAAUGAAACAAAUUACGGAGUAGAGUUUGUACCAGCGAAUACCAAUGUGGAUUAUGAUGAAACAACUCCUGCUACAGAUCAGCAUUUGUACACUACUGAGCAAACAGAACAUGAACCAUACGACAAUCUACAGUACGGUGCUUCAAUUGAGCCAAUAUUAAAUCCUGAAGAUACUCCUGAAAUGGAUUCUCAGCAGCUUCCACAACCGGUACAACAGUACGAGUCUAGGAAUCAACACUGGAACACGGCGCGACAAGCAUUACGAUCGAAAGCACUUCCAGUGUCAUCCUCCAAGCCUCCAUCGCCUGAAACGGGUGUGACUGAUCAUGUAGCCCCUGAUCUUCAGCAAGGAAUGGCCACAACAGAAUCAGCUGAAACAUGGAGGAUGGAUCAAGCAGAUGUUCAACCACCGUACGAAAAUACUCAGCCAAACACUGUCACACAGAUUGAUGAACCAAAUGCUACGUAUUCGGAAUACGGGGGAGAAGCGAGUGAUGCUUACUACCAAACGGAACCUGCUGCAACUACUGCUGUCCAAGACGGUGGGGAACUUAAUCCCUCUUCCACCGAUCAAGCAUACAUUAACGGUGCCAUGGGUCAACCAGUAGAGUACCAACAAGACGAUGGACAACAAUCAGCUGCCUAUCAGUAUGGGAACAGUCAGGAUCCUGUUGCUUAUCAGGAAGGUCAGUAUGUCGAAGGAGAAACUGCGGGCGAGUCACAGUAUCAGUAUCAAGAAGGGGUUGAUCAAACGGGCAACGUGUAUGCGACGCAGGAGCAAUAUCAGGAUCCGAAUCAGCAGUAUCAGUAUGAUCAAAACGCACAGUACUAUAGCGAUCAACAAGCUUACGAUGCACAGUACUACAACCAAGAUCCACAGCAACAGGAACAGCAACAGCAACAGCAGCAGCAGUACUAUAUGGAUGAGUCAAACCAACAGCAGAUGGAUCAAAAUCAAGCAGAACAGCUCAAACCGAUGGACCAAUUUGUUUCUCCAGAACAAAACGACCAACCAUACUACCCAUCUGAUGGACAGUACGAACCUAACGCUAAAAAUGCUGAACCAACUCUACCAAACCCACCUGAGGGGGGUGAUGUGACGGUCCCCAGCUCCCUAGAACCACCAUUGGCCAAUGCACAAACGAUUGAGACACCGGCCGUUAUCGAUGCCACGUUGCCGAAAGACAAACAGGAGAAGAAAGCUUCCGACGCUAUAGUGCAACAGGCCACUCUCGAGCAAAAACCCUCCAGAAAGGAGGGAGCCGAUCCGGAAUCCGAUGCGCCAACGCUGAGCACCGUCAACGAUGAGAGUGAUUUUGAUUUCUCCUCCCAGUGAUAAGCACGCGGAUCGUGUUUGCUCAGAGUUUUAGCCGCUAAUUGAUGAUAGAAACCUAUCCUGAUUGUUUUGUGCAGCAAA